Pelagomonas calceolata is the source of this 1231-nucleotide messenger RNA. The record is from the annotation of a GenBank genome assembly. Lineage: Eukaryota; Pelagophyceae; Pelagomonadales; Pelagomonadaceae.
GUAAGACACUAGCAUCACACCCCCAUGCAAACCAGCUCGUAAUCGCGCCCGCAAGGCGAAAAAACUGCAUCAAGUAGCAGAAUUAUAGCGCACUUUCGGCUGCGAGCGGGCACGCGCAUCGCUAGCGACGCAUAGCUGCGGACUGGGCGCCGUACAAAAAAGAGCAGCGACGCAGCGCGUGAGCGGCGCGCGCGCAACGCAGCGAUGCCGCCGCGAAAUUGGCUCGCCGCGCUCGCCGCCGCGGCCGCCGCCGCCCAGAGCCACGACGUCACGCUCGUCACGCAAGCGACGGUCGAGAAGCUCUGGUUAUUCCCGGAGCUCUGCGAGCGCUGGCGUGGGCCGCUGGCGCUGUCGCUGUGGGUGCCGGACACAGCAGUCGUCGAGCAAGCAUAUGCCACCGCGUCGCAAGCGGCGCGAAGCUGCGCCGACGCGACCGACGGCGGCAGCGUCUCUAUACACGUGGAAGUCCAGCGCUCCAACGAAGCGUACCCUGUCAAUAGAUUACGCAAUAUUGGGUUGCGGAGCGUGAACACGUCGCACGUGUUAGUGAGCGACGCGGACUUUCUACCCAGUCGCGGGCUGCGGGACGCGAUUCGCGCCAAGGCCCACUGGCUCGCGAACGAAAAAUUAGCAUUGGUCGUGCCCGCGUUCCAGCGCAAGGGCGGACGAUGCAAGACGCUGGAGAGCUGUCGCGAGCGCCUCGAGCCGCUUCCCACGACUGUGCCGGGCCGAUUCGGCCAGCUGGCGCGUUGUUUGCGAGAAAAGGACUGUCUUGUGUUCCAGGGCGACAACAGCCCCCAGUCGCACGGCACGACCGAUAGCAGUAGGUGGCUCGAGGGCGACGAGACCGUGCGACCGAUCGAAUGCUUCCGCUCGAACCGCUACGAGCCCUACGUUGUGGUCUCGAUGGCGCAGAUGCCGCUCUAUGACGAGCGUUUUGCGGGCUACGGAAAAAAUAAAAUCCAGCACGUCUCGCAUUUGCGGCGGAUGGGUUACUUGUUUGCGGUACUGCCGCGGCAUUUCUUGAUUCACGUGCCGCACCCGCGAAGUGGUUCCAAAAAGGAGUGGCUCAACUCGUACCAGACGCACUCCGCCGUGGACACGCUGUACACGAAGUUCCUGAAAGAGAUCGACGCGCGAUACGGCGCGGCGACGCGUGUGCACCUGUGUUCGCAAGUGGAUGGGGACUUCCGGCGCGCGAAGAGACGGUGGGCCGGAGCUUAAAAUUACA